CUCGCCGGCAGCAACUUGAAGCAGCAUGGCGAACCCGCCAAAGGAUCAUCCCACCACGUACGACGUCAUCGAGCGCGUUGCUGCGAAUGCCCAUAUCAAGGGCCUUGAAGCGUACCAAUCCGAGUACAAACGCUCCACCGAACAGACCGACGAGUACUGGGCGGAAAAGGCGCGCGAAAACCUCCUGUGGUUCCGAGACUUCGACCAAACCAAGAACGGUCACUUCGAAAACGGCGACGUAUCGUGGUUCAUGGGCGGACAAUUGAAUGUGAGCACCAACUGUAUCGACCGACAUAUUGAAAAGCGCGGCGAAAAGACUGCCAUCUUGUGGGAAAGCGAUGAACCAGGUGUCCAUCGCCGCAUUUCGUACAACGAGUUGCUCGCUGAAACAUGCAAGAUCGCCAACGCUAUGCUUCUCCAUGGCGUGCGCAAGGGUGAUACCGUUGCGAUUUACAUGCCCAUGAUUCCCGAAGUCGCCAUGGUCAUGCUUGCGUGCACCCGUAUUGGUGCCGUGCACAGCAUCGUAUUUGCCGGUUUUUCAUCGGACGCCCUGCGUGACCGUAUCGUUGAUGCCAAAUCCAAGUGGGUGUUCAUUGCCGAUGAAGGCAAGCGCGGUGGCCGCACUCUCCAGCUCAAGAAGACGGUCGAUGAAGCCAUCAAGGGGUUGAACUUUGUCGAAAAAGUGUUUGUGUUCAAGCGAGCCACCACCCCGUGCGUUACUUCCGACAAGGAAGUUGACAUGAACGAAUUGCUCCCCAAGAUGCGCCCGUACUGCCCCGCUGUGUGGAUGGACUCUGAAGACCUCAUGUUUAUCCUGUACACGUCCGGCUCCACCGGCCAGCCCAAGGGCGUCGCUCACACCACGGGCGGGUAUCUUACUUACGCCCACGUGACGGCCAAGUACACAUUUGAUUUGCAUGAAGAUGACGUGUAUGCAUGCGUCGCCGAUUGCGGUUGGAUCACCGGGCACUCGUACAUUGUAUACGGGCCCCUAUCGAACGGCGCCACCACCGUUAUGUUUGAGUCCACUCCACUGUACCCUUACCCGAGCCGAUACUGGGACCUUGUCCAACGGUACAAGAUUACUCAAUUCUACACGGCUCCCACGGCCAUCCGUGCGCUUAUGAGCCACGGCGCCAAUAAGGUCGACGGGUACGACUUGAGCUCGCUCCGCAUUCUCGGAAGCGUCGGUGAACCAAUCAACCCCGAAGCUUGGCGUUGGUACUACGAAGUGGUUGGCAAGAAGCAAUGCAUGAUUGUCGACACGUACUGGCAAACUGAAUCUGGCGGGCACUUGGGCACGGGUUUACCCGGUGCCACCCCCAUGAAGGCAGGGUCAUGCGGCCUUCCCUAUUUUGGCGUAGAGUUUGCCUUGUUAAACGACCAAGGUGAAGAAGUUCUUGGCAACAACGUUGAAGGUCGCUUGUGCAUCAAGAACCCUUGGCCCGGUCUCGCCCGCACCGUGUACGGCGACCACUCUCGCUACCUGAGUGUGUACAUGAAGCCACAUCCUGGCUAUUACUUCACGGGCGAUGGCGCCCGUCGUGACAGCGACGGGUUUUACUGGAUCACUGGCCGCAUUGACGAUGUGUUGUGUACGUCCGGUCAUCGUAUCGGCACGGCCGAAGUUGAAAGCGCCUUGGUCGCGCACAACGUGGUCGCAGAAGCCGCAGUCGUCGGUGUGCCCCACCGCGUCAAGGGCGAAGGUAUCUGUUGCUUCGUCACACUCAUCUACAGCGUCGAAGCAAGCCCUCAAAUUGAACAGGAGCUUGUCAAGCAAGUCCGCCACGUGAUCGGUGCGUUUGCGUCGCCCGAUGUCAUUGUGUUUGUGUCGGGCCUCCCCAAGACUCGCAGUGGCAAGAUCAUGCGCCGCAUCCUGCGCAAGGUCGCUCACGGCGAAGCCAGCUCUAUCGGCGAUGUCUCGACCUUGGCGGAACCCGCCGUCGUCCCCGAAAUCAUCGAAAUGACUGCCAAGGCGUUGGAAGGCAAGGCGUUGUAGCCACGCGUCGAUUGUUUAUAAAGUAUAUUUCAUUGUGGGGCGCUGUGUACGCAAAUACCGACGUCGUACGUGAGUGUGUAGAUGGCAUGGCGACCGUGUCGUGGCUCUCGGAGUAUGCGUGCGAGAGAUACUUGCACAAUUGCGAAGGAUGCAAGUGGUAGCUAACCAAACGCUAAGGAAUGGUGUAUUCAUGGAUGGU
Messenger RNA from Aphanomyces invadans, 2198 nucleotides. RefSeq names its product acetate-CoA ligase. The record is from RefSeq and is a predicted model, not a curated record. Gene Ontology annotation, molecular function: AMP binding; acetyl-CoA synthetase activity. The transcript has a single exon. Bases 26 to 1999 code for a protein of 657 amino acids. NCBI's taxonomy places the organism in Eukaryota, Oomycota, Saprolegniomycetes, Saprolegniales, Verrucalvaceae.